AUGAAUAAAGCUAUACUAUUAAUAGCAUUAUUAGUAAUACUAACAAAUUGUUAAACAGUGACAAUCGCAAAUACAUGCUCAUGUACACAGAUGCUAACAGUAGCAGAUUGUGGAAAAAAAUCAGGUUGUACAUGGAAUACAACAACAAAAGCAUGUGAAGUGACUUAGACACCAACAACACCAACUGAAACCACAACCUUUGCUACUUAUUGUGAUUAAUUCAAUACAGCUGAAGAAUGUCCAAAGAAAGAUCCAUGUGCAUGGGAUGGCAAGACUUGCACUCACUUCACUGGAUGCACAGCAUUUGUUAAUGAUACUGAUGAGAAAUGUUAAGCAAUUUCUAAUAGAUGCAUAACAGAUGGAGUUCGUUGUGUAGAGAAAGCAGCAUGUGAUACUUAUAAAACUUCUAAGUCCUGUGUUUUAAAUAAUUUAGGAAGAUUUUGUUUCUGGAACACAACUGAUGCAACAAAUCCAAAAUGCGAAGAUGCAGAUGACUGUCCUAAAUUACCAGCAGAUAAAUUAAAUUCUGAUGCACUAUGCAGAGCCUAAUUGUCUAAAUGUACAGCUAAAGAAGGAGGAGGAUGUAUUGAAUUGGGAGCAAAAUGCGAAGAUAAUCUUGCUGAAAUUAGUUGUGUUAGAGAUAAAUAAAACGUUGCAUGUUUUUGGAGUAAAGGAAAGUGUUUAGAUAAAACAUGUGAUAAUGCUUCAGAUGAACUAAAAACAGAUGAAGUAUGUAAAAACUUCAUUCCAUCAUGUACUACUAAGAAAGAUGGGGGUUGUGUUACAAGAACUAAUUGUGGAUCAGCAACUAACCAAGCAGCUUGUGUCAAAAACAGUUCAGGAGAGGAUUGCUUUUGGAAUCCCACUACAUCGACUUGUGUAGACAAAACAUGUGCAAAUGCUUUACCAUCAAAUAAAACAAAUGCAAGCUGUUAAUCCUAUUUGAAAGAAUGUAUAACAACAGGAAAUGGAUGCACAAAAAACACUGGUUGUGGUGCUGCAACAAUUAAAGAAGCUUGUGAUAAGACUUUAAGUGGAGGUUUAUGUCAUUGGGAUGGUACUUGUAAAACAAAGAUUUGUGAAAAUGCAGGUUCCUUAUAUGUUGGGCAUGAAUAAUGCAGCACAUUUUUGCCCACUUGUACUGCUAAAGUUGGUGCUGCUUCAGGAUGUACUGAUAGAACUUGCGCGAAUGCUCCAAAAACAAAUGUUACAAAUGAUUAAUGUGAAGCCUAUUUACCAAAAGGAAAUUGUAUAACUUAAGAUGGAGGUGGUUGUAGACCUAAUACCACAUGUGAAGCAAUUAAUUUGGAAAUAGCUUGUAAGAACGAUGGAAAUUCACCUAAAAAUGAUUGCUUCUGGGAUAAUGGAAAAUGCUGGACUAAAAAUUGUACUAAUGCUCCUAGUUCAAAUAAUACUCAUGCUUUAUGUAAUUCAUUUUUACCAAAAUGCACUGUUGGAAGUGGAUCAACCUGUGUAGACAAAAUAUGCGAAAAUGUUUAAGAAGAGGCUAAUUGUACCAAUGAUUUUAAUAAUAAACCAUGCAUAUACAAAGGAAAAUGCUAUUAGAAAUAAUGUGCCUUAGCACCCAAAGAUUAUACAACAUAUGCUUAAUGCAAUACAUAUCUACCUGGAUAAUGCACUCUAGAUAAUUCAGGAUCUGGUUGUAUGGAUUUACCUAUUAAAUGUGAGGCUAUUAUCAAGGCUGAUGGUUGCUAAAUUAAAAAAGGAGGUGGAAAAUGUGGAUUACUUGGAACCAGUUGUGUUGAUUAAUCAUGUCUUACUGCCCCCUCAGCUGAUUAUACUACAACUGAAAGUUGUGAUAGUUAUAAAACAGGAUGUGUUGUUGAUAAUGAUGGUGCUGGUUGCAUUGAUCUUCCAUCAACUUGUAGUGGUAGAAAGAAAUCAGAUAAUUGUGAAAUUGAAUAAACUAGAAGCCAAACUCCUUUAAAAUGUUAAUGGGAUAGUUUCACUGAUGUAAGUAACCCAGUUUGUAUAGAUAUAAAAUGUGACAAUGCACAUAAAGUAACUCUUAGGGCUGGUGUAACUCAAGUUGGAUGUUGGACUUAUUAUAAUUUGAAAUGUGUUAUUGAUGCUAAUUUCAGAUGUAUUCCUAGACCAAAAGCUUGUGCUGGAUUAGUUUAAGCUGCUUGCUAAUAAACAAAUUUGAUAUACGUAUCUGAUACUUAAACUAAAAAUUGUUAUUGGGAUGCAAAUUCAACUUCUUGCAAAGAUAUUUCUUGUGCAAAUAUAACAUUAGAAACAUAUAAUCAUGUUAAUUGUAAUAAUGCUAUUUCAACAUGCACAGUCAAUGCAGCUUCUAAUAAGUGUUAAGAUUUGGCAGCAUGUGAUAAAUAUACUGUUAGUGAUUAAUGCAAAAAAGACAAUAAUGGUAAUGAUUGUGUAUUUACACCACCAUCAACCUGUAGAGAUAAAUCUUGUGCAGAAGCAGCGGAUUCAGAUGCCUAUGAUAGUGAUGAUAAAUGUUAAACAUUUUCUAAAAAAUGUACAUUAACAUAAAAGAAAUGUGCUUUGAAGAAAGCUACUUGUGCAGAUUAUACAAUUUAAGGAGCUUGUGAAGCACAUACUGUGGGUGUAAAGUAAUAAUGUGCAUGGGAUACUGUAAAUACAUUAUGUACUAAUAUAACUUCUUUGGAUUGCACAAAAUAUACCGGAAUAGGAUUUACAGCAGGUUAUUGUUAAUAUUUAGACAGUACUUGCUCUGUUAAUUCAGCUGGCACAGCCUGCACUACUGCAACAACCGAAUGUGUAGGAUUAGCAGAAACAGCAUGUGUUUGGGCUAGUACAGAUAAAUAUUGCUAUUGGAAUACAAGCGGAAGCCCAGCUUGUGCAAAAUUGGUACCUGCAACAAAAUGCAGUGAAAUUGCAGGAACAAGCGUUUUAAUUUGUUAGUAAAAGAAAAGUUCUUGUACAUGGACAAGUGGUACAAAAUGUUCAGCUAAUUGUGCAGCUUUUACAGGACCUUUCAACUAUGAUACUUGCUAGGCAUAUGAUAAAUAAUGUACAAUCAAAAGGGAUGGGUAAAGUUGUGUCGCUACAGUUUCGACUUGUGCAACUACUGCAGUUGCAAAUUGUACACAUGCAGAUAAUGGACCUUGUAUUUUAGUAUCUGGAACUUGCACUCUUGCAUCAGGUGAUGCACUAAUAGGUACUGGUAAUUGUAGUAGCAUUACCGGAGUAGGUUUAACACCUGCUUACUGUAAGGCAGUCAGUACUGGUGGUAACACCUGUUCAGUAAACUCAGAAUUGACUACUUGUGUUGAAGCAAAAGAAAAUUGCGUUAAUUAUGAAACUCCUUCGACUGAUUGUGUUUCUAGUAAUCUUUAAACAUCCUGUAUGAUAAAUAGCGAUGGAACUACAUGUGUUAUGUUUACUUAAGGUACUACACCUUGUGGAGAUCUUAAACUUUUCAAAGCAGCAGCUACUCCUAUUACAUACACAAAUGCAAUUUGUAAUUUAUAUGGAUGCCAGGCUAAAUCAGAUUCAACUGGUUGUGAAAAUAUUGCUGCACCAUCUGCGCCUUCUGCUCCUACUUGUGCUAGUUUCACUGGCCCAGUUACAUAUGAAGCUUGUAGAGGUUUCUAAAAUACUUGUUCAGUAAAUUCAAAUAAAACUGCAUGUGUGAUAGCAAAAGCUACAUGUGCAGAAUAUACAAUAACAACAGAGUGCGGAUAUGCUACAAAUGAAGGAGAAUGUAUUGUAUAAGGAACAGCAUGUGUAUAAAAGAAUUGUGAAGGGGCACCUGCUUCAGUUACUGAUUUAGCUGGAUGUUAAGCUGUUUCAACAAAUUGUGGAUUAAGAUCAGGUGGAUGUUAAUUAAGAAAUACUUGUAGUUCAUAUGAAGUUUAAGGUGCAUGCAUUAAGAAUGCUACUGGAGGGGAAUGCUUGUGGAAUCCAACAGCUAAAAAAUGUGUGGAUAAAAGUUGUAAUGCAGCAGAAGCAUCAGCUAGUUUUAGCAGCCAUAAUUAAUGUGCAGCUUUAGGUAAAUGCACAGUCAAAGCAACAGCAGAGAAGGCAAUUGGUUAAGGAUGUAUUCCUUAUACUAAUUGUAGUUCAUACGCUAUUGAAGAAUAAUGCAAAUUCAAUACAAAGGGGGAUGUUUGUAUUUGGAAUACAAAUACUGAUCCUGCUUCUUGUGCCGAUAAAUCAUGUGCUACUGCACCAAAUACAUCCUAUAACGAUCAUAUUGCAUGUUAUGGAUAUCUUAUUGUUCCUGGAUGCACAGUCAAUGUUGUUGAUGUCAGUGGAACCCUUACUCUUCAAGGUUGUACAGCUUUAAAAACAUGCAAUUUAUAUUCUCUUGAAGGAUAAUGUAAAUUAAGUAGUGAAAAGGAUAAAGACGGUAAUUAUAUUGAAUGUGGAUGGAAUGGCACUACUUGUGCUAAUAAGAGUUGUUUAACUGCUUAAGAAACUGUUAAUACUCAUUCAGCUUGUAAUACAUAUUUAACUGGUUGUACUGUUAAUGCAACAGAUAAUGGUUGCAUCGCUAUUCCUGAGACUUGUGAAGAGAUGACCAAUAAUCAAUGUUUUGAUGGAUCAGUUGACAAAUCAUCAAGAAAAUGUUAUUGGGAUACAGCAGAAUCAAAGUGUAUUACUAAGAAAUGCGAAAAUUCACCAAACUAUGGCUCAGAUUCGGAAUGUAAUAGUUAUUUAUUUGGUUGCACAACAGAUCCUGUCAAAUGUAAGACAAAAAUAUGUGAAGAUUUCCCAUUAACUACUGAUGCUUUAUGUAAAGCAUAAAUUUCUACUUGUACAUCAAAUGGAGUUAAUUGUGUUAGAAGAGGAUCUUGCAGUUAAGCAUUAGCUGAAGCUGGAUGUGUGACAGAUUCAAAUAACAGUGAAUGUUAAUGGAUGACUCCUACUGGAUAAACUGCUUAUUGUACAAAAAAAAAUUGUACAACUGCACCAACAACUUUAACAACUGAAGCCUAAUGUUAAUAGUACUAUAAACCACCACCACCACCACCACCACUACCAGGAUAAUAAUAAUAAUCCUGUACAACAAAGAAAGAUGGAGGUUGUACUCUUAAAGGAGCGUGCACAGCUGCUAAUGUUUAAGCUGCUUGUAUAACUGAUUCAAGUGGAUUAGAUUGUUAGUGGGAUACAGAAACUAGUAAUUGCAGAUUAAAAGAAUGCAAGGAUUUUACAUUUACAACUUAUGCCGCUUGCAAUAAGGUUGGAUGUACACUUGGCUAAGGUGGAAGAUGUACAAAAAAGACAAAUUGUUAGGACAUUAAAGUCAGAGCCGCCUGCAUUGAAGGAAAUGAUGCUCCUUGUUUAUGGAUUCCAAAAUAUGUAAAUGAGGAUAGUCUAGGAAAAUGCAUCUAAUAUGAGUCUUGCAAAAGUUUGAAAGUGACUAUUGAUGAUUCUGCUAAUGACAAAUGUAAAUGGAUCUCUCCUAAUUGUACAACUGAUGGUGAUGGUUCAUGUAUUGGAAUUACAAGUUGUGCAGAUACAAACAUUAAAGGAGGUUGUAAAACAGGAACAGAUGGAGAAUGUAUCUAAACAGUUUCUGCUAAAGGAGCUACAGAUACUAUUUGCAAGAAAUUCACUUCAUGUUCUGAUGCUUAUUAUUUAGAUCAUGAUGCUUGUAAUAAAGCAAAUCCAAAUUGUACAUCAGACUAUUCAACUGGAUGUAUUCCAUUAGCUGCAUGUUCUACAUACUCUUAAAAUUAAUGCUUUAGAAACAAGGAUGGAGUUUAAAAAGAUGCUAAUGGAUUUAUAACCUCAACAGGUGUUUGUGUACCAGAUGAGAUUACAAAAUAAUGCAGAGAUUAAUAAUGUUCGGAUCUAACUUACACUACAGAAGCAGACUGUUCAUCCAAACUGAAGACUUGUACCUCAGAUGGUGUUAAGUGUCUUGUUAAAGGUGCUUGCUCUACUUAUACAUAAUAAGCUGCUUGCAAUAUUGCUGGUGGUACUGAAGGAGCUUGCUUCUGGGUUGCAGGAGAGCCUGAAGGAAGUUGCAGAACUAAAAUUUGUUCAGAUAUUCCAAAUGGUUCGACAACAUAAGCUUGUUAAGGAGUUGCUAAUUGUGUUUCUAAUGGUACUAAUUGCAUUCCUAGAGCUAAUUGUUCUACAUAUACUUCCAAGACUUCUUGUAAUUCUAAAGGAUCUGAUGGUAUUUGUGUUUGGACUGAAACUACAACUGCAGGAGCUACUACUGGAAAAUGCUCUUUAAUGACCAGUUGUGCUUCAUCAGGAACUGAUUCUAAUGCUUGUGAUUUGGCUAAGGAUAGAUGCAUAAUAGAUUCUAAAACUAAGACAUGUGUUGAUCAUACUUGUGCUUCAUAUGCUAAAUAAGAGAACAGUUGCAAAUACUUCUUCACUUGGGAUUAUAAGAAAUACAAUGUUUGUUCAACUUCUAAUGGUGCUUGUACCGCUACUGAUGCAGCUACAUUAAAAGAAGGAGAUUGUUACACUUUGACUGCCUAUCUAUAUUCAUGGAAUCCUGCAAGUUCUAAAUGUACAUAAUGUGGAACUGUUGUUGUAACACCAAACAAUACUAAUAAUAACACAAGCACUGGUAAUGGUACAACUACCACUGAUUCUGGAUACGUCUUAGGAUUCACAUCAUUAGUCAUUGGGCUUCUAAUAUCCUCAUGA
Molecule: messenger RNA, 6624 nt
Organism: Paramecium sonneborni
Lineage: Eukaryota; Ciliophora; Oligohymenophorea; Peniculida; Parameciidae
Source: the annotation of a GenBank genome assembly